Messenger RNA from Ceratosolen solmsi marchali, 1320 nucleotides. It is a transcript of the gene St2, whose product is annotated as Sulfotransferase 2. Bases 249 to 1229 code for a protein of 326 amino acids. Lineage: Eukaryota; Metazoa; Arthropoda; Insecta; Hymenoptera; Agaonidae. The transcript is spliced from 6 exons. Gene Ontology annotation, molecular function: sulfotransferase activity. The record is from RefSeq and is a predicted model, not a curated record.
AGUUGCGCGGUAGGCCCAAUAAAAGAGAAAAGAAAAGAAAAAGUGGUAACGAAUCGACCAAGUCUGAACUUAAUUAAAGUGAAAAGAUGCAAUGAAGUUCAAUCGUCAUUCUGUUCUGUGCACUUGCAUUAUUAACAUCUAAAUAAAAACUUAUUUUCUCUUUAACACGUAUAUUAUUUUUUUUAUUUGUUUUUUUUUUCUUAAGUAUUGUGAGGCAAUCGACGAAUCAGAGAUAGAAAGAAUUAAAAAUGGCAAUUUCAUAUUCAACAGUAGAAGAUUUAUUAGGGCAAAAGCUGGACAAGAUGUUCGGUGUAAAAUAUAGUUUUUUACGUGUUAAUCCUGGAAACUGUUUACUACCACCAAAUUAUGUUUUUAUUGGGCAAAAAAUACGUGACUUGGAAGUACGUGAUAGUGAUGUCUGGUUGGUGUCUUAUCCCAGAACAGGAAGCCAUUGGGUACAGGAAAUGGCAUGGUUAAUUGGCAAUGAUUUGAAUUUUGAAGAAGCUCGAAAAACUCAUUUUGUACUAAGAAGUCCUCUUUUAGAAUCAUCUGCUCUAAUGGUUAAUGGAUCAUUUGUUGAAUGGUUUUCAAAACUAGGAGAGUCUGUUGAGACGGUAGAAAAGUUACCCAGUCCACGAUAUAUAAAAACUCACUUGCCGUUAGAUUUACUUCCAAAACAACUUUUUGAGAAGAAACCAAAGAUAAUCUACAUUACGAGAAAUCCAAAGGACAUGUGUGUAAGUUUUUUUCAUUAUUGUAGACUUUUUCAUGAUUUUCAUGGAUCUUUUGAAGAAUUUGCUGAACUAAUGUUAGCAGAUAAUGCUCCACCAGGACCUUUUUGGAGUCAUGUUUUACCUUUUUGGGAACGUCGUCAUCAAGAAAAUAUUCUUUUUCUUACUUAUGAAGAAAUGAAAAAAGAUCAAGAAGCAGCUAUAAAGGAAACAGCAAAAUUUUUAAAAAAAAAAUUAACAGAUAAUCAAAUCAUUCAAUUGACUGAUCACUUAUCAUUUUCAAAAAUGGCAGCUAACCCUUCAAUAAACUUUGAACAAAUAUUGGCACAAAAAAAUGUCUGUUCAAAUGAUCCCAACACUAAAUUUAUUCGUAAAGGUAAAGUGGGUGAUUGGCGUCAUUACAUGACUGAUAAUUUAUCAUGUAAGUUUAAUGACUGGACUGACAGAAAUCUUAAAGGAAUAAAUCUAAAGUUUAUGAUGGCUGAUUUUCAAGAUUGAAUUUUCAGGAAAAUUUUAUUUCUUUUAAACUGUAUAAAGGCAUAUUUACUCUUACUCUAACUUACGAUAUAUCCCUUUAUUGUACAGUAAA